Molecule: messenger RNA, 1767 nt
Organism: Lodderomyces beijingensis
Lineage: Eukaryota; Fungi; Ascomycota; Pichiomycetes; Serinales; Debaryomycetaceae
Source: the annotation of a GenBank genome assembly
AUGGAGGUUGCUGCUCUUAAUCUUGAGACUGAAGAGUUAUUAGAGCCAUCAGCUCAGAUCUACCGCGCCAUCACCGAAGCAGCAAAUGAAGGAGUUGUGGCCGAUUUGAGUUCGGAAGAAGACGAAGAGACUACUUUCUUGAGACAGGACUUGGAACACUACAAGAGAUUGCCGUUUUUGAAAAGACCCUCGAUAUGGCAGAUUGUGUUUAUUUGCGCUGCGAUUACAACCUUCUUGUCGGCUGCGGAACCUUUUAGACAACAAAUCAUGUUCCAAUUGGCAUGCAACAGUGUUGAGAUCCGACACCGUUGCGACCCGGCGCUUACUCAACUCUUGAUCAGUGACUACAAUCAGUACGCCAUGGUUGGCAUGACGCUUAUCUCAUUAUUUGGCGUGUCCAUCUUUGGCUACUCCGACAUUGUUGGCAGGAAACCGUUUUUGGUGGUGACGCUUGCCAUGUUCACCAUCAGUCGAAUGUUGGAGCUAUACUUGAUGACGCAUUUCGAUACGUUUCAAUUCAUCCCGUUGGUCUUGGCAUCUUAUGUGUCUGCCUUAUCUGGUGGCUACCUCAUCAUUGGCUCAAUUAUGGACUCCUACAUAAGUGACAUUUGUCUUGCUCAAGACCGAACGCAAGCUUUGGCCUUGGGCGCAUCGGGAAGCUACAUUGGUCAAUCGAUUGGCCCCGUGUUGGGCGCCUACUUGGGCAGAAUUGCAAAAUCAUUCGAUCCAAACACGGGUCUCCCCGCGGGAGAAGUUCACCUUUCUUCGAAACUUACAGAGUCGUCCAAGAUUGCCGAGAGUGACUAUUUCUUGCUCAAGAUUGAAGUCGUGGUGUUUCUUUUGACUACACUCUACCUGCUUUUCCUUCUUCCCGAGUCUAGAAGUGUUAAAGUUAGAGCAAAAUCAAGGCUGAUGUCGCAAAGUUUAUCAAUCAGCCAAGCUCGCGCGCAACUUCUCGUGGCUCAAUCAUCUACGCAACCUACUUUGGCUUCUAGAGCCCAAAGCAUGAUGCAAAUGGCGUUGAAAAUAUUCGAGCCGUUGAAAGUGUUGCUUGUUCCCAAGGAAGUCACCAGCGCAUCUAGCCGCCAUCGGAUAUUCCGCUUGAGAUAUAUGGUGAUUAUUUUAACUACAACAACCGUCACUUACCAAACCUUGAUCCUUUCGCUCGGCCAGGUGUUGUUGCAGUAUGGAGUUUUCAAGUUUGAAUGGGGCUCAAGCGAGAUUUCAAUAUUGCUCACGGUUACGGCAGUGACCAAGUGUUUUGCGUUGGUCGUUGUGCUUCCAUUUUACCAAAACACGGUGCUUCAAAUCUGGCUCGGAUUCAAAGUGUUAAAGACCCAAAUGGACUUGGUUGACUUGAUUACGAUGAUCACCAGCUUGCUAAUGGAUUUCGCCAUCUUUGUGUUGCUUUAUUUUGCAAAGUCUUCAAGGGACAUGUUUGUAUUGUGUGGGUUCCUUUGCCUUGGUGGGUUCUUAGGUCCAGUUUCCAUCUCGACCAUCUUGAAAACCGUGACCAAGAUAGGACCAUUGUUUGCAGCAAACGCCUUGUUGUUGAAUAUCGUCAGCAUUGUGUCACCGAUUGCCAUUCUUGGUGUCUACAAAGGCUUGGUGAGCCAUGACCGCGUCAGUGAGAUCUUCUUGGUCUAUGCCGCAGCUAUGCCCAUUUCCAUUGCCGCAAUCUAUUCAUGCAAAUUCGUGUUGGGAUUGAACCGUGGCACCACCGAUGAGAGCUUAAAGAGGAGAGAGCUGGCUCUUUCCGAGAAUUGA